CCAACUGCUCUAGGUUGCACAUGAGCAAAUUUUUCAUUACAGGUGCAAUUCCUAAAAGAUACAAACUGCUUAGCAAGCAAGCGGGAGAACCUGCCUGGCUCACAGAACAGAGUGUUCUGGCAGUCCCCGCAUGGUAGAGAGGGCCCACAAGCAGACAGCACGGUGCUGUUUACCCUGAAGAAGCAAGUGCGUGUGCUGGAAAGCGCUGACCACUCUAAUGGAUCGCAUGGAGCUGCAGAAAGUCAACAUCGAACUGGAUGAUCAGAGCAACAGUGGGGAAAGCCUUGAAGACAACUACACAGAGCUGGUGGAUUCAGAAAAGGCUGCAAUUAGGAGUCCAUUUGCUAGCGAUGAUGCAGAAAGUCAGAAGUUCCUUACAAAUGGAUAUCUGGGUAAAAAGAAAUUGGAAGAAUAUAAUGAAGAAUAUCACCGGGGCAGAGCUUCUUUUGGAAUGUCCUCGUUCAACCUCAGCAAUGCCAUUAUGGGCAGCGGUAUCUUAGGGCUCUCCUAUGCCAUGGCCAACACAGGAAUUAUCCUUUUCAUAGUUUUGCUGCUCAGCGUAGCCAUGCUGUCACUCUACUCAGUCCACCUCUUGCUGAAGAUAUCGAAAGAAGGAGGAUCACUAAUAUAUGAAAAACUGGGAGAAAAGGCAUUUGGCUGGCCUGGGAAGUGUGGUGUUUUCAUUUCAGUUACAAUGCAGAACAUUGGAGCAAUGUCAAGUUACCUCUUUAUUAUUAAAUAUGAACUUCCCGAAGUAAUCAGAGCAUUUCUGAAACUCGAAGAGAGUUCUGGAGAAUGGUACCUAAAUGGGAACUACCUCAUCAUACUAGUAACAGUUGCAGUUAUUCUUCCUCUCUCCCUUCUAAAGAGUUUAGGUUAUCUUGGUUAUACGAGUGGUUUUUCGCUGACCUGUAUGGUUUUCUUUGUCAGUGUGGUAAUCUUCAAGAAAUCCCAAAUACCUUGUCCUCUCCCCAUCAUGGACCAUGGGCUUGGAAACUGGACUGCCAACAACAACACAGUGCCAGCACACCUGAUCAUGUUACCAAAUGAGUCUUUCAGUUCUGGUGUGAAUUUCAUGAUGGACAACACAGCUGGGCACUUGCCAGGCCUUGAGGAGCCAAAAGAUACCUCUCCCAGAAGUGGCGUGGAAUAUGAAGCACACAGUGACAGUAGUGAUAUGUGUCAGCCAAAAUACUUUGUAUUCAACUCACGGACUGCCUAUGCAAUACCCAUCCUGGCAUUUGCAUUCGUAUGCCACCCUGAGGUGCUACCAAUAUACAGUGAACUGAAAGAUCGCUCCCGAAGACGGAUGCAGAAUGUCUCAAAUAUCUCCAUCACUGGCAUGCUUAUCAUGUACCUUCUGGCUGCGCUCUUUGGAUACCUUACCUUCUACGGAGAAGUUGAAGAUGAGCUACUUCAUACAUACACCAAAGUGUACACUUUUGAUGCGCUUUUGCUGUCAGUUCGUUUGGCAGUGCUGGUGGCUGUAACCCUGACAGUGCCCCUUGUUCUUUUCCCUAUCCGUUCAUCUGUCAGUGCACUGCUGUUUCCUAAAAGGCCGUUCAGCUGGAUAAGACAUUUCCUGAUUGCAGCAGUAAUUCUUGCUUUUAAUAACCUGCUUGUAAUUUUUGUCCCAACGAUUAAAGACAUCUUUGGAUUUAUUGGUGCGUCUUCUGCUACACUGCUGAUUUUCAUCCUCCCUGCUGCCUUCUACUUGAGGCUUGUUGAAAAGGAGCCCCUGAGGUCUCCCCAGAAAAUCGGGGCUCUAAUUUUUCUCAUAGUUGGCAUAAUCUUCAUGAUUGUGAGUAUGACUCUUAUUGUAAUGGACUGGAUUUACAAUCCCCCAAGUUCCAGACAUCACUAACCUGUGGAGACAACUGAGUGCUUUUUAUACAAUAAAUAUUUGUAUUGUGUGCUCCAAAGGACACCUAAAUGGGACUGUUAUUCCUAGCUAGUAACUGCAGUAUUUUGAAGACAGUUUCUGGUAAGGUCACUAGAACCCAAUGGAGUCUGUGUCAUCAUUUCCACUAAGGAUCGUUCUUUAUGCAUUAGGAACCUGAACUUAGCAUUUCUGGCCAGGUGAAAUGAAACGUGUGGUGUGGAUGCUUUCUGUUUUCAAAACCAAAAUAACUGUGUACAUAGUCCUCACAAAUAGAUUGGUGUUACCCUUUUCAAACUUCUCCAUCAUGCUAACAUCUGCAGUUCCUAUAGCCCUGGAAAGGCAAUGACCAGAAAACCAGCUAGGGCCUUGUUUUCUUUCUGAAGCUCGGGAGUGGCUGCCCAGGUCCAAGAGAAAGGGUACAGUUUCUGUAGGGAAUCUGAAAGGUGACUGCUCCCUACCAACCUAUCAGAAAGAUGAUGGCUUUGACAAGCCAGUGGACAAAGCCAAGCAUCAGAUUUGUUGCCCAAAUUCAUCACCCUUUGCAGGUGACGGCUGUCGUCAGAAUAAAGCUCUCUGGCACAGACUCUGUGCUGGGAUGUGUGCUUGAAGAACAGUUGAGCAUUCAUGUUUUGUUGUUAAAGAUGCCUGUGCUGGAAACGUCAGGCAUUUCUGCUGUGGGGUUUUUGGUUUCCUUUACUUUUUUAAUUCUUGUGUGAGCUUGUAUAACUGAACAAGUUCCAUCCUCCAUAGAAACUUGUCUUCCAUUCUCAUGGGAAUUUAACGAGACCACAAGGUGUGGCAAAGCACCCUGUCCAGUAUUGUUCAGUACUUGUGUAUCUGAUAAAUGUUCAGUGCAGGAAACUGUAAUUUGCUAUAUAUAAAAAUAUAUGUAUUUAUGUACCUUUUUUUUUGUUUUGUUUUCCUCUAGUUAUAAAAACAUUACCCUGUGGUAAAUGAUUUUUGAAAAUUUUUGUGUGUCACUGUUUUCAUAGCCACACAAUAUUGUUUUGAAGAAAACAUAUUGGAUUAGUGGGUUUGUAGAAGGUUUAUUUUUAUUCAGCAGUUUUUGAAAUAUACCUGUAGCAAGCUCUGUUACCGGCGUAAAACAGAUGCAGAUGUUUACUACUUAUGUUACAACAAUUUGUGAGAUGUUUUCCUCUUGAGAAGUUUUAAUACUUGCCCUCAAAGUUCUGUAUUGCCAUUGUACACCAUAAAUUUGGGUAACUUGCUCGGUUGCUGUACCUUAGCUUGUCUAUGCAUAUGCUUGCAUUCAACAACAUACAUAAAGCUAAGGUAUGCAAAGGAAAAGACAUUACUGACAAUCUCAAGUGUAUCAUGCUAUGCAGCUGUGCAAGAAAGAAAGAAAAGGUGAAGUUCUGUGUUAUAUGGAUGCUUAAUUAACACUCAGUGCCCUCCAGACUGUGAUUCUGGCUCUGCUGUGGAGUACCCACUACAUAUGCUCUCUGUACACACCAGGGAAAAAUAGUCAGAGAAGUCACGGUAGCUCCAUUGCAGAGGGAAUGCGUGGGAAGGUGCGACUAUUGGUUUUAACACGCUUACACAAAUCCAGCCUGGUGUAACUGGAGUUUGCAUUUUCCAACCUAGAAAUCUGUGGAGUACACACCUGCGAACUUGGAAAACCAUAAAGCACACAAAAGUUGUCUCUGCUCACUCCUGUGUGCAUGUGCGUGUGUAUAAAUGUGUGUGUGUUUAACUGUGUGCAUACUUAGAGGUGAGUUGGAAAAGCAUAUCAAACAUAUAUUCCAUGCCAACUAAUAUCUUUCUGAGCAGUAUUUUAUGCUCAUCUGAGUACUGUAUCCUUAAUAUACUGGGGCACACUUCCUCAUAAAUAUUUUGCAUUUAUAAAAGGAAAAGGUGCUAAUAAUCUUUUGCUCUGUUCUAAGCAGACUAAUACAAAAUAUGCUGCAUUAUUACUGAAGAGACCUUUAACACGGACUAGAGUUAAUAGUAACACACCCACACCUCUCUCUUCCUGUUACCAUUACUGAGUUACAUGUGGAGAAGAACUGAGUGGUAACUGCAUCUUUGGUUCAGAUCAAAAGCGCAUACAGUGACUGCAGCUGCGUGUAGAGACUUAGGAAUUCACAUAGCCCACCUAAAACAUAGGUGACCUCAAGAAAAGUAACAGAAAAACUAUGGAACAAUGGCAUAACUUGCUGCCUUUUUAUGGCACAAAACUGUUGGUGUCCAAAGUAGAUGUCCAGAGUCUGUAAAAUGUCAUUUUUUCAAGUCAAAAUAUGUUGGUCACAGCAAUAUGCAGCUGUUGUGCACACUGAGAGUAAGAGUAGUAUUGCACACUAACUUAUUAGCACUGCUGGGAAUAGUGGAUGUUGGAGUUUCUUGUUUGUUUUGUAAUGUUAACAAUAGGCCUUGUGAGGAUUUUUAUUACAAAAUCAUCCAUGGAUGUAUAAUAAAUGAACUUUUCAAAGAGUGUAGAUCUUUUUUUUUUUCUUCUGUUUUAGUGUAGCAGGAGAAUGAUUUAUUUUUUUUUUUUUUUUAAUCAAGCAGAGUGGAACAGCUGAAGAGUCAAAAAGGUAGCCUUAACAUGAGCAUCACUGAAACUGCAUUCCCUUUUAAAAGAGAAAUUUGUGUAUAUAUAUAUCUGCAGAGGAGCAAGAUGGCAGCCCCUUCAUAUAAUAACCCUUUUGCAUACCCUAUUUUGUAUCUAUUCCUGGAGCAGCAUAGACAUCACCAUGUAGAGAAUGGUUGGCAUUAAAAGUGGGGUUAUCUGC
Molecule: messenger RNA, 4635 nt
Organism: Strigops habroptila (Kakapo)
Lineage: Eukaryota; Metazoa; Chordata; Aves; Psittaciformes; Psittacidae
Gene: SLC38A4
Product: solute carrier family 38 member 4
Exons: 16
Coding region: 218-1864 (548 amino acids)
Biological process (GO): amino acid transmembrane transport
Molecular function (GO): amino acid transmembrane transporter activity
Source: RefSeq, a predicted model, not a curated record